CGUCUUUACUCACUAAGCACACGCUGCUCCGGCAGAGCUAGAGACUCUCUGUGAAGAAAAAAAACCAAGAGAGACGAAAAUUAUUAAUAAAAUAUAUUGUUCUGAGCAUUCGUUUCAACACAAUUUGAAAUCUCGUUAUCGAAGAAUCAACAUCGUUAUUAUCGCGGUUGAAUCGUUUUACCGAAUUGCCGAACAGUAUUGUACAGUAAUUGUAUUUGUGUUGUGAAGGAUCAGUGAAACUCGACGAUGUCAUUGGUAAUGUUUGAAUCGCUCGGCGACAAGGUGGCCAUGUUCAAUCAGCAGGCGACCAGGCAUCAGGACACGCAAGCCAAGAACCCCUUCACCUCGGGCUUGAAUCUGCCCAGGCCAAAAUUCUCCAAAGAAGAAUACGGCCGACCGGCCGCUGGAUCGCUGUCCGAUAUUCGGGGGCGAAAAGCGUCGGCCCACAUUUACAAGGAGAUUCUCGAGUUGUGCGAGAUGAUUUAUCAGAACGGCACUCCCUGCAAGGAUGAGCCGGAUAUAAUUGGGAUCACCUUUGGCGAUUUGUUCAACAUUUACGUACACAUAAACGACAAAUGCGUCGGCCUUCUUCUGAGGGCCAGAAAACAGAACUUUCUUCACUUCGAGGGCGAGUGUCUGUUCCAGAGGCGGGAUGACAACGUGCCGAUUUUCCUCACAAAACCGAUAGCCGAGAUCAGGCAGAUCUUCAAACAGAAGCUCGAACAGCAGCGGAUAGAAGCCCAACAGAUAGAAGCUCAACAUUUAUAACCUCCGUAUAAUCAUCCUGUUAUUUGGACGAUAAAUAAUUUGUCACAAUUAUUUAUAUCUGUUAUGAUAUCGUGCGUUAUUAUGCAGCAUGAUUUUCCUUUAUUUCUUUCUGUUAUUUAUUUCAUUUUUUUCUUCUCUUUCUUCUUACUAACCAACAAAAAACGACCAUUAUUUGUAAUCAACUGAUUGUAGUUUGUAACUCGUGAGCGUGACUGGAAAACGUGGACCGAUGUAAAUAUUGUAUACGAGAAAUUGUAUAAGGCAUGUUGCUCUAGGUUAUAGUACAAUAAAUCAAUUUGUAAGAAAACAAAAAUAAAAAAUCAAACCGUAUGGAAAAA
Messenger RNA from Neodiprion fabricii, 1106 nucleotides. Its product is annotated as actin-binding Rho-activating protein. The record is from RefSeq and is a predicted model, not a curated record. Gene Ontology annotation, molecular function: actin binding. The transcript is spliced from 4 exons. The coding region runs from base 247 to 768 and encodes 173 amino acids. Lineage: Eukaryota; Metazoa; Arthropoda; Insecta; Hymenoptera; Diprionidae. Gene Ontology annotation, biological process: positive regulation of Rho protein signal transduction.